Molecule: messenger RNA, 2117 nt
Organism: Schistosoma margrebowiei
Lineage: Eukaryota; Metazoa; Platyhelminthes; Trematoda; Strigeidida; Schistosomatidae
Source: the annotation of a GenBank genome assembly
GAUUAAUCAUACGAUAAAAUUGGAUUCAGAUCCCGGGCCACUAAACUAGGACGAAACAAGCUUUCAGUGCUUCCAGGUUUUCAGCGGUGGUUUAUCGUCAAUGGACUCAUGAAUUCAACUAUUUAAUUGCUAUAAUAUCCACAAAACCUCUUUCUGAUUAUUGUUUCAUUUUUGUAAAUCAUAUAUAUAUUAGUGUAGAGCCAUGAUGAGCGAAAUUCCUUCGCUCAAUUUAUUCCUUCAUUACUUACCAAAUGUCUAUAUGGGAAUUUUCAAAAUAGAAUAAAGUGAUUAUUUGAUUAUUUCUAUUAUUGAUGACAAUUUUUAAUGAACAGCAUUUGACAAAUGGUUAAUUUUUUCAUGAAACAUGUGACUUAAUAUAAUUCAUGUUAGAUAUUUGAUGGUAAGUGUCUAUUGUUAUUAUUAUAAUCAGAGAGGGGUUUCGUGGAUAUUAUAGUAAUUUAAUAUCACCAUAGGGUUGUGGAGAUUAUUAAAUUUUUGACUGAGAUCAUGAACCGAUUGAUGUUAGACCAUCAUUGAAAACCUGAAAGCAAUGAAUGACCAUUUCGUCUUAUUGUAGGACUCUUCAUGAGGAGAUCCACUACCGUUGAAUUUAACGAAAAAUGGCUGGAAAUUUAGGAUUUAAUGUUGGAUCAUGUGGUUCACAAUUACAUCCAACUGUAAUGCCUGCAUCAAAUUUCAAUCCAGAAAAUGAUUGUGAACGCUUAAGAAAUGCUAUGGCAGGAUUAGGGACAAAUGAAAAAGAAUUAAUUGAAGUAUUUAGUCAUCGUUCUGCAGAUCAACGUGCAGUUCUUGUAAAAAAAUAUAAAUCAAUGUUUGGCAAAGAUUUAAUUGAAAAUUUUAAAUCUGAACUUAGUGGACACUUUUAUGAUACUAUGGAAGCAUUGUGUUUAAGUUCAUCAGAAUUCGAUGCCCGUGAAUUAUACAGAGCAAUGAAAGGAGCUGGUACAAAUGAUUCUGUAUUGAUUGAAAUUCUAUGUACUCGAACAAAUUAUCAAUUGAAGAAGAUAAAGGAAGCUUAUAAACUAUUCACCGGAAAUAAUCUUGAAAAUGAUGUAAGUGGUGAUACAUCUGGAGAUUUUAAACAUUUAUGUAUUGCAUUAUUACAAGCAAACAGAGAUGAAUCCAUACAUGUUGAUCAACAACUUGCACGUAAAGAUGCUGAAGCCCUGUAUCAAGCAGGUGAGAAAAAAUGGGGCACUGAUGAAUCAAAAUUUAUUCAAGUUUUUGCUACACGAUCUCCUGAACAUUUAAAAGCCGUAUGUCGAGAAUAUAGUAAUUUUAGUAAAAAAACUUUGGAAGAAGCUUUGAAAUCUGAAAUGUCAGGAAGUUUACUACAAUGUCUUUUGGCCAUUGUUCAGUGUGCAAAUAACAAAGCAUUAUAUUUUGCUGAAAGAUUAAGAAAAUCUAUGAAAGGAGCUGGAACUAAUGACAGAGAUUUAAUUCGUAUUGUAGUGUCACGUUGUGAAAUUGAUUUGCAUUUGAUUAAGAGAGAAUUUUACGAUCUAGCUGGUAAUUCCUUAGAAGCUUGGAUUGAAGAUGAUACCAGCGGAGAUUAUCGUGAAUUGUUAUUAGCACUUGUUCGUACAAAUCUAUAAAUAACAAAUAUUGAUCAGAAUGAAAGUAUUUGAUGUUUAACAUUAUUACAUAAUAUACUAAACUAUUUUGCGCUACAAAAUGUUAUUACGUCUUAAUUGAUUAGUUUAUUUGUUUUUGUUUUUUUGAUUUUUAAUAUUGAAUAUUUGAAUUUGUAUAAACUUUUAAAUACUAUGCAUGUCUAAUUUUCUGAGAGGGUGGGGGAGCUUUCUUUGUUUACUCCACCUUUUCUUUCUACCUAUCUUGUUACUAUUUAUCACUGUUACACGAUAUAAACGUCAUAUGAACUUCACUUUCUCGGACAUUUUGAUAAAAAAAAUUCCAAAACACAUAAAACAAUACACAUACGCAAUUAAUGAAUAUUUUUUUGUCCGUUUAUUCGACGCUUAUUCCAUUGACCUUCAUUUGUUAUUGUUGUGUUUGUUUUUUUUUUUCUUCACGAAUUUCAUUAAUGAAAAUUGAUCAAUAAAUCACUGCCAUCCAACUUAUACAUAUAUACCCAU